CUCGCGCGACAGCAACAACAAUGGCAAGCCGUGCUCUGUUUUGGUAGCAGCUUUCUGAUUGGAGCCAGACGGUCCGCAAAAGCUUUCCGCCUGAGUCCGGUCUAAUUCGCUUUGUUUUUAUUUGAAGCCGAGGGUUGAUCUGGAGUACGAUUUUAGUCCGUCUUUUCCCGUUUUGCUUUCAAAAUGAGCGAGGCGCUGUCGGCCAGCUCCCCCAGCCCGUGCAUGUGUGUCCCUGCUGCUCUGCUGCUGCUGCUGCUGGCUCGGAGCUACUAGCUUUUCACUCCGCGCUGAGCUAACGUUGGCCCGGCCGCGCGCACUGGAAUUGCUCGGCCAAACGCACGCAAAUGAUAGGCGUAUGUUUUUGAUUUGUUUCAUGACAACGAGUCUAAGGCGUUUUUCGGUCGUCGUCGUCGCGCAGGGCACGAAUAGGUGUAUGGUUCGUCGCGGAGAAGAGUUUUCAGGCUUGCUAACAGGCUAGCUAUUUGUGUGUAUUCUUCGAUUAAGGAAAGCGGCGAGUUUUCUUUGAAAGUAUGGAUGACCAGACCAGGAUGAUGACGGGUCUCACCGGACUCGGUGGACUACAGCCAGGCGACGUUGGUGACCCAGACUCGGUCAGGAAACAGCAGUCCCUCGGCCAACCUCAGCAAGACAUAGGAGAUAUCUUACAGCAAAUAAUGGCCAUCACAGACGAGAGCCUGGACGAAGCACAGGCCAGAUGCUGGCCAGAGGAUUCGCCGGCGCAUUGGGGUGGAUCAGACGACCCCACAGAGGGAGGGAGAGCAGGGGGGGGCACGGCAGGGGGUGGCCUGCCAGUCAACUUCCAGCACAGGAAACAUGCCCUGAACUGUCACAGAAUGAAACCAGCCCUCUUCAGUGUUCUCUGUGAGAUCAAAGAGAAGACGGUCCUGAGUAUACGAGGCGUGCAGGAGGAGGACCCCCCAGAUCCCCAGAUCAUGAGGCUGGACAACAUGCUGCUUGCGGAGGGUGUGUCCGGGCCAGAGAAAGGUGGAGGAUCAGCCGCAGCAGCUGCAGCCGCGGCGGCAGCAGGGGGCUCACCCACCGACAGCAGCAUCGAACACUCCGACUACAGAGCAAAGCUCGCUCAGAUUCGCCAAAUAUAUCACUCUGAGCUGGAGAAGUACGAGCAGGCUUGCAGUGAGUUCACCAACCACGUAAUGAACCUGCUGAGAGAGCAGUCCCGCACACGGCCCAUCUCUCCGAAGGAGAUCGAGCGCAUGGUGGCCAUCAUCCACCGCAAAUUCAGCUCCAUCCAGAUGCAGCUGAAGCAGAGCACCUGCGAGGCCGUCAUGAUCCUGCGCUCACGUUUCCUCGACGCAAGACGCAAGCGGCGCAACUUCAACAAGCAAGCCACAGAGGUGCUGAACGAGUAUUUCUAUUCCCAUUUGUCUAACCCCUACCCCAGUGAGGAGGCGAAAGAGGAACUGGCCAAAAAGUGUGGGAUCACCGUUUCUCAGGUAUCCAAUUGGUUCGGAAACAAGAGAAUACGUUACAAAAAGAACAUCGGUAAGUUCCAGGAGGAAGCCAACCUCUACGCCGUAAAGACAGCUGUGGAUGCAGCCAACGUGUCAGCGCAAGCUAGCCAAGCCAACUCUCCUGCAACACCCAACUCAGGCGACUCCUACCUCGGCCUGCGUAUACUCAACGGGGAGGGUCUCAGCAUCGCCCCCUCUCUACAGCAGCAGGUGGAUACCCUGCACCAUGCUACACACCUGACGGGCGGCUAUGAGGAGCUGUCGGGUAGUGGCCUCUACACCCCCCUUCGCCUGGAUGCUAACAGCUGGCAGGACACCCCCAACCCCCCCUCGGUCACCUCCCCUCCCGGCCCUCCUGGCAGCGUCCACUCCGACACAUCCAACUGAUUCAGCUCCGAACUCUCCGGUCUCGCCCCCGUCUCCCUCUUCUCCACCGGACAGCCGUGCGAAAAACGCUCCCGUCUCAUAAGCUCACUCUGUGCUGGACCACAGGAACCACCGGGGGUUGCCCCCCUCCUACCCCACGGCUUGAACAAACUCUGGAGGGUUUCUCCACCGUCUUUUUGAAAACCACUGACCUGGCUGUGUAGAUGUCUGUACAUUGUGUGUAUAUGCACGUUAACUCCACACAGUCUCCACACAGCUUGUCAAUGUGCCGUCGACCUCUGCACUCGACCCCUUUUUGCUUUGGAAAACUGUGUGUGAUUGCCUGUAUCUCUUGAAGCCUUGGCUCUUGACGGCCACACCGUCGAUACGGAUCACCAGGGAGCUCUGCUCACCUCUGCUCGUACCAAAGUGCUGCCCCAGUAGUCCACUCCCGCAACCGUCUUUCAUCGGCUUUUGUGUUUCAUUCUCAAGCGACGCUCAGAAGCACCGCCCCUUCCGAGCGUGGAGCACUAAAGUUAGCAUCCUCGCUCUGGGACCACCAGCGAGAGGAGGCGGGACGGCAGAGGAGCGUGGGCGGGACUAACCGAUAAGAAGGGUUUCGGUAGAGCUGGUCGACCUAACUUCUUGCUUUCUGUCCACUAGUUUCUUUGAUUGUAGGCUAUUUUCUAAUGCUGUUUCACCAAGGAUGCACCAGCCGCCACCAAAAAUGAGCUGGAAGGGCGAGACGCCGUGGGGCAGCGACGUGUGUCAUUGGGACGAACAUGAUUUUAGAAACGUGACCGUCUUCCAUGCAUGUAGACUUUUAGGAUCGAUUUUUUGUUUUCUUUUUUUAAAUUUUGUUCCACAAAAAAAAGGUUAAAAAAAAAUAAAAGGGUAUAACUAUAACAGUCAGACCAAAAAGGAAAAAGUGCAUCAUUUAUCGUGGGUGUGUGUGUGUACAGUGUUCUUUUGUCAAACUGGUCGACGCCCACUAACUUUUUGUUUUUUAAGCAUCACGAAGAGCGGGUGCUUCUACCACGCGAUCUGGAAACGCUUGUUGACACCUUCUUUUGUACCAAAACCAAAAAUACCACGUUCAGAAAUGUAAUAAAAGCUACUCUGUGUCUCUUGAAAGUCGGCGCACCGCCGCCUUUUCAGUUCGAGGAGAGGAGGGAGUUCUGUUUGUAUCCGUGUCCGUGUGGUGUUGUUAUGCCUCAAACUUUUUUUUUUUUUCCCUUUCUUUCCGAUGUCGGGUUUUGUUGUGGCGUAGCGAAGACCGUCGCCUCACACUUGACAGUGUGCAGUUCAGCACCUCUUGGACGAAAACGCUCCGGUUUUAAUCCUCAACUUCCUGUUUAUACACGUACUGUCUUUAGUUGAACGGCCGAUUGGGCAAGGGCUUCUCUCCUCUGUUACCAAAAAAAAAGAGGCAGCACUGGGUGUAGUGAAACAUUUUACCAUGGGGGGGGGAAUUUUCAUUCUAUGGAACUAUUUUAUACAUAAUCUUUUGUUGACUACAGUGCAUUUUUGAUAGUAAGGUGACGCCUUAUGAAGAUUUUAAUCGCCAAGCAUAUGUUACAAAAGCUGGUCACGGUGUAUCCAAUAGUUUUGUUACUCAUCGCGGUUCAUACGACUGUAUUUUACGACAAAUGUUAACGCCACACCAAAUUAUCAAGCCCCUCCCUCCUUUUGUUUUUGUUUUUUUUUUCUACCUGUUGUAAUGGAUGUCACUGUACAGUUUGUGUAAUGUUCCAGUAUUUCUUUUCUCCUUUUAUAAAAAUGUUGGUUUGAGAUGCCGGGUUUCUUUUAACUCUUGUUUCACUCUAUAACCAUUUUUAAUGUUUUGUUUUGUUACAUAACCAGAUGGAAGUGGGGGCGUUUACGAUCGGCUGGAUGUUGCUGUGGAAUUGAAUGCAUCAUGGAACGGCUUCAUAACGGAUUUUUAACCAACUUAAAAGCUUAGAAAAAAACACAUUUAUGCAAGUGUGACCCCCUCCUUUCACCCCGAGCCCACAGCACCAUCCAGCCGACUAAACCCCAGUUUUUCUUUUUUUAUUAGCAUAUUUGUAUCUCACUUCUUUUCCUUGUAUUUACCCCCCCUCUCUCUACCUCUGUCUUUCCAUAUCUCUUGUAUAUAACCCCCACUGUUUCCAGACCUGCGAGUCUGUAUGAACUCCUUUUAUACCUCAACUUUAGAAUUGUUCUAGACAGAGUAAACAAAAGGAAGAAUAUGACAAAUUGUAGUGUUCUUAAUAGAAAAUUAAUAAAAAUGAUUUAGUGUGAUUUUUUUUUUCCAGUAUUUGAUUUCAGAUUGUAGGAGUGUUUGAUUUUAUAAUUUGUCACAAACGCUCUUGUGAUAGUCAAAUGUAAUAAAAGGAGAGAUUGCACCA
This is a messenger RNA of Synchiropus splendidus (mandarinfish), 4249 nucleotides long. RefSeq names its product pre-B-cell leukemia transcription factor 4 (gene pbx4). Gene Ontology annotation, cellular component: nucleus. The transcript is spliced from 10 exons. Gene Ontology annotation, biological process: brain development; regulation of transcription by RNA polymerase II; animal organ morphogenesis. The record is from RefSeq and is a predicted model, not a curated record. NCBI's taxonomy places the organism in Eukaryota, Metazoa, Chordata, Actinopteri, Syngnathiformes, Callionymidae. Gene Ontology annotation, molecular function: DNA-binding transcription factor activity, RNA polymerase II-specific; RNA polymerase II cis-regulatory region sequence-specific DNA binding. The coding region runs from base 531 to 1880 and encodes 449 amino acids.